This is a messenger RNA of Telopea speciosissima, 1493 nucleotides long. RefSeq names its product zinc finger protein CONSTANS-LIKE 14-like. Gene Ontology annotation, molecular function: zinc ion binding; protein binding. The transcript is spliced from 4 exons. The record is from RefSeq and is a predicted model, not a curated record. Bases 46 to 1482 code for a protein of 478 amino acids. NCBI's taxonomy places the organism in Eukaryota, Viridiplantae, Streptophyta, Magnoliopsida, Proteales, Proteaceae.
CCACGUCUUCCUCAGUUCUGAUUUUCUGUUUAGGAUUUAACGGUAAUGGAGAGGAACCUCAAAUCAGGUAGUAGUCCGGAAAGGGUCCCCUGCGAUUUCUGCAGCGAAGAGAUCGCGGUCUUGUAUUGUAGAGCUGAUACUGCCAAGCUCUGUUUGUUCUGUGAUAAGCAUGUCCACUCCGCUAACGCCUUAUCUCGUAAGCACCUCCGUUCUCAGAUCUGCGAUAAUUGUAGUUCCGAGCCAGCAUCCGUGCGUUGCUCUACCGACAAUCUCGUGCUCUGCCAGGAGUGCGACUGGGACGCCCACGGCACCUGCUCUGUCUCGGCUUCCCAUGAGCGUAGUCCGCUGGAAGCAUUCUCUGGCUGCCCAUCGCCUAUAGAGCUCGCAUCCAUCUGGGGGUUCGAUAUCGGUGGCGAUAAGAAAACUCAACUACCACCGGAUAACCAUAUGGUGCUGCCCGAUUGGUCGUCUCUGGAUUUGAUUAUGUUAGCUGAUCCAUCGGUUUACAAAUCAGAAUCCGCCGCAACCACUACACUUCAAGAACUGGUGGUGCCCAAUUACAAAUCUCAUAUCUACUCUCAUGUUCCCUGUGCCGACGUGCCCCCAGCCGUGUCCAAACGGGAACAGAAUUUUAGCCACGGGAAGCACAAGCAAGUGAUUUUUAAGCAGUUGGUAGAAUUGCUUAGGCGAGGGCUUCCUGACGACUUGCGUCCAAGGACACCUGGUAGGACUACUGCGCAACAGGGGAGCAUGGAAGAUCUCGAUUUGCAUACAGAAGCUGACCGGGCUAUGGAUGAUAACCAGUCCUUGCAUCACCAAGCACCUUACGCUUCUAUGUUCAUGCUUCCGGAGAGUUUGGAUCUAAAAGAGAACGAUGGUCUGGUAGAAGAUAACAUUCUUUGGGAUAAUCCUCCCGAACAGUCCAGCCAGAUUUGGGAUUUUAAUUUAGGAAGAUCAAGGGAUCAUGAAGCAUCAGGCCCUUUAGAUGUAGGAUAUGGUACAAGCAGUGCAGGCUUUGUGAUCAAGAGUUAUAGUGACCUUCUUAAAGAAACUCCCUCGGAAACAAUUAAAGUUCUUAAAGACAUUUACCAGUGGAAUUUCACUACAGCAGAUGAGCAUUUCUCAGCACAAAAUAACAACUCAAACAAUCCAGCUGCAAGCCAAGGGCCAGCAACAUCUGAAAGCAACAAUGUAUGUAUUCUAGGGGCAGGCAGUGGCAGUUCUAAAGAUGGCAAUUUCAUGGAAUACCCUGUCCUGACUGGAGGUGAGACCAUGGGAGCAGCAACAACCAAGGUUGACAUGGAGUUGCUGGCAAAGAACAGAGGCAAUGCCAUGUUACGUUACCAGGAGAAAAAGAAAACGCGAAGAUAUGAUAAGCACAUCCGGUAUGAGUCAAGGAAGGCAAGGGCUGAUACUCGGAAGCGAGUGAAGGGUCGGUUUGUCAAAGCUGGUGAAGCUCCAGAUUUUGAAAUCAACAAUUGAAUGUGUUUUUU